AGAUUUCGAAGUAAGCAUUUAGUCUCACCCCGCAGUACUUUCUGAUUGGUACAAUCAAUGACGUCAUAGGUUUUUAAUUUGAAAGGCUGAGGUUGGGCUGAGGCUCCAUGUUUUAGUCUAACAUAUUCGUAACCUUGACAAAAUCGGCCUUUCGUCGCGUGGUGCGCGUGGGGCGGCUGUUCGUGUGUGGAUUUGUGUGACAGUUAUAGGUGUUAUCCUCUAUUAAAUGUUUUAUUUAUUGGUACGGUUGAUUCACAGUCCAUACAGUAUCACUUUGACUUACGUUGUUUAAACGUCAAGCGCAUGAUGGCGGCCACAAACGUGGAAACCAACCAGCUUCUCGCCUUCAUCAAGAUUGAACUCACGGAUCAGGCAUUGGAGCUGCAGCAGUACCUCAAGUCGAAGGGUGCAGACAUAGCCGCAGAAUCAUCGGGUGACCUGCACCAGGACCUGUCACUCAUCAUCAAGGCCUGCGAUGUGUGCUUCGCCUCCUCUGCUGCAGCCGAUGUCGAGGCCGUCCUGAAUAGCAUUGUUUCUAUGAUUAUUCUGGAAACUGUAAAUGACAACAACAAGCUCAUCAUAGAGUUUUGUGAGAAGAUGUCAACAGCAACAGCAUUCCAGGAAGUGUGCCUCAAAGUUCUUAACCUGUUGUUCAACAGUCUCAAAACAUCAUCACCAGUGAAGUAUGAUGUCUACUACAGCCUUGUCUCCCUGGCUGGAAAAGUUGACCAGCUGGACAGCGUGUUCACGACGAUCCCGGCCAUGGAGGCGGCGCUGGGCUCCAGUCUCACCACCAGCCAGAAACAGAAGCUGCUGCGGCUCAUCUUCCGCGAGCUGCUCAACAACAAACACAGUGACGCUGCGGCUGUGGUGAUGAUCGACCUCCUGCGCACCUACUCGGAGGAGACGGCGUCCGAGGCGCGUGAGGAGGCGCAGCGCUGCGUGCUGGCCGCCCUGGCCGACCCGGACACCUUCCUUCUGGACCACCUGCUCAGCCUGACGCCGGUCAGGUCGCUGGAGGGCACGCCCGUCUACGAGCUGCUAAACAUCUUCAUCAGCCAGGGGUUCGCCGAGUACCAGGCGUUCUACGCCAAGCACAAGGACCUGGUGGAGUCCUGGGGACUGAGCCACCAGGCCAACGAGAAUAAGAUGCGGCAGCUGACGUUCACGCAGCUGGCCCAGGCGCACCCGGACAUGUCGUUCGCCAUGAUCCAGAAGGAGCUCUGGAUUCCCGAGGAGGAUGUCGAGGAGUUCAUCAUCGAAGUGCUGCGGACUCGUCUGGUGCGCGGCCGGAUGGACCAGGCGGCGCGCAAGGUGCACAUCUCGUCGACCAUGCACCGCACGUUCGACCGCCGCCAGUGGCAGCAGCUGAGGGACGUGCUCACCGCCUGGAAGACCAACGUGGCCGCCACCCGCGAGAGCAUGCAGUCCGUGGUCACCGCCCAGCUGGAGAUGGCCACCCAGCUCGGCGCCGCCUCGUAAUCGGUGGCCGGGCUACGAACCAAGUGUAACGAAAUUCGUAAUGGGGUGCCGGCCUCGGUGGAGGGCGCGCCUCACGGACGCGGAAUACACUCUGUUUCUGAGGA
Messenger RNA from Amphibalanus amphitrite, 1586 nucleotides. Its product is annotated as eukaryotic translation initiation factor 3 subunit M-like. The record is from RefSeq and is a predicted model, not a curated record. Gene Ontology annotation, molecular function: translation initiation factor activity. NCBI's taxonomy places the organism in Eukaryota, Metazoa, Arthropoda, Thecostraca, Balanomorpha, Balanidae. Gene Ontology annotation, biological process: cytoplasmic translational initiation. Gene Ontology annotation, cellular component: eukaryotic translation initiation factor 3 complex; cytoplasm. The transcript is spliced from 7 exons. The coding region runs from base 304 to 1482 and encodes 392 amino acids.